This is a messenger RNA of Sycon ciliatum, 1020 nucleotides long. RefSeq lists its product as uncharacterized. The annotation marks the transcript as partial. The record is from RefSeq and is a predicted model, not a curated record. NCBI's taxonomy places the organism in Eukaryota, Metazoa, Porifera, Calcarea, Leucosolenida, Sycettidae. The transcript is spliced from 2 exons.
AGUAGUAGUAGUAGUAGUAGUAGUAGUAGUAGUAGUAGUAGUAGUAGUAGUAGUAGUAGUAGUAGUAGUAGUAGUAGUAGUAGUAGUAGUAGUAGUAGUAGUAGUAGUAGUAGUAGUAGUAGUAGUAGUAGUAGUAGUAGUAGUAGUAGUAGUAGUAGUAGUAGUAGUAGUAGUAGUAGUAGUAGUAGUAGUAGUAGUAGUAGUAGUAGUAGUAGUAGUAGUAGUAGUAGUAGUAGUAGUAGUAGUAGUAGUAGUAGUAGUAGUAGUAGUAGUAGUAGUAGUAGUAGUAGUAGUAGUUGCAUGCCCGUAGGCAUUGUUAUUAGUAGUAGUAGUAGUAGUAGUAGUAGUAGUAGUAGUAGUAGUAGUAGUAGUAGUAGUAGUAGUAGUAGUAGUAGUAGUAGUAGUAGUAGUAGUAGUAGUAGUAGUAGUAGUAGUAGUAGUAGUAGUAGUAGUAGUAGUAGUAGUAGUAGUAGUAGUAGUAGUAGUAGUAGUAGUAGUAGUAGUAGUAGUAGUAGUAGUAGUAGUAGUAGUAGUAGUAGUAGUAGUAGUAGUAGUAGUAGUAGUAGUAGUAGUAGUAGUAGUAGUAGUAGUAGUAGUAGUAGUAGUAGUAGUAGUAGUAGUAGUAGUAGUAGUAGUAGUAGUAGUAGUAGUAGUAGUAGUAGUAGUAGUAGUAGUAGUAGUAGUAGUAGUAGUAGUAGUAGUAGUAGUAGUAGUAGUAGUAGUAGUAGUAGUAGUAGUAGUAGUAGUAGUAGUAGUAGUAGUAGUAGUAGUAGUAGUAGUAGUAGUAGUAGUAGUAGUAGUAGUAGUAGUAGUAGUAGUAGUAGUAGUAGUAGUAGUAGUAGUAGUAGUAGUAGUAGUAGUAGUAGUAGUAGUAGUAGUAGUAGUAGUAGUAGUAGUAGUAGUAGUAGUAGUAGUAGUAGUAGUAGUAGUAGUAGUAGUAGUAGUAGUAGUAGUAGUAGUAGUAGUAGUAGUAGUAGUAGUAGUAGUAGUAGUAGUAGUAGUAGUAGUAGUAGUAGUAGU